Messenger RNA from Salvelinus fontinalis (brook trout), 4029 nucleotides. RefSeq names its product carboxy-terminal domain RNA polymerase II polypeptide A small phosphatase 1-like. Gene Ontology annotation, molecular function: RNA polymerase II CTD heptapeptide repeat phosphatase activity. The transcript has 7 exons. Bases 309 to 1085 code for a protein of 258 amino acids. NCBI's taxonomy places the organism in Eukaryota, Metazoa, Chordata, Actinopteri, Salmoniformes, Salmonidae. The record is from RefSeq and is a predicted model, not a curated record.
GAAUGGGAAGCCUUGAAACCGCCGAGUUCCAUGUUUGUAUCUUCAAAUUCAGAGCGGAGUUGAACUCCAUGUUGAAACAAAGUUACCAACUCCCUUUUAAAUGUAUAUAACUUUUAUUUGUAGAUUUUAUACCGGUCUGGUACGUCAUUGACUAGCCGAGAAAUGUAAUCGUUUGGAUGCGUAAUGUAUUUAAAUACUGUUUGCGGUUAUGUAACUUUGUGCGCAUUUAUAAUUUAAUGUUCCUAGUCAGCGAACAAUCUAAAACGGAACAAAGUUUUUAGUUUCUAUUGUGGAUCAAGUCUGGUGUAAUGGACCACCAGUCCUCAAUAAUCACGCAAGUUAGUCGAGAUGAAGAGGCGAAUAGAGAGAAGGGUCCCCCACCCUCGUCGUCUAAGAAGCCCAGGAGUCGAGGCCUGUUCCACAGCCUCUUCUGCUGCCUAUGUCAUGACCAGGCGGAGCCCCCUCCGGUCAACAACAACGCCCCGCUACUGGUGGAGGAGAACGGGACUGUCUCCAAGGUCCAAGUCAGACCGCUGCUGCCUCAGGCCAAGUCAAAAGACGCAGGGAAGAUCUGUGUUGUCAUAGACCUGGAUGAAACACUGGUCCACAGCUCAUUCAAGCCGGUGAACAAUGCUGAUUUUAUCAUUCCCGUAGAGAUCGAUGGAACUGUUCAUCAGGUAUAUGUGUUGAAGCGACCUCACGUGGAUGAGUUCCUGAAGAGGAUGGGAGAGCUGUUUGAAUGUAUUCUGUUCACAGCUAGCCUGGCUAAGUAUGCGGACCCAGUGUCAGACCUGCUGGAUAAGUGGGGUGCGUUCCGCGGUCGUCUAUUCCGUGAGUCGUGUGUGUUCCACCGGGGGAACUACGUGAAGGACCUGAGUCGUCUGGGCAGGGACCUGAACAAGGUCAUCAUCAUAGACAACUCCCCAGCCUCCUACGUCUUUCACCCAGACAACGCUGUGCCUGUGGCGUCGUGGUUCGAUGACAUGGCCGACACCGAGCUCCUGGAUCUAAUCCCCUUCUUCGAAGGGCUCAGUAAAGUGGAUGAUGUCUACACGGUGCUCAGGCAACAGAGGGACUCCAGCUAGCAGUGCUGUCAGUCACCCUACCUCUCUACUACCGCCAUCUACAGGACAGACCGAGAACCGCGGCCUUAAAGCGUCUUCACACCAACCGUACACCCCCUCAGCCUACCGUCCACCAGAUCAACCACAAGACUUUCACCUCCAAGCCCACCCCUCUUCUUCAACCCUUCAGAACCACGCUAGUACUGCCCUCUAUUGGGGAAACAGAGGACUUGAUCCUCCAGAACACAAUCUACCAUCCCUCAACCACAGAUGGGCUUGUGUAGAUGGAUGUUGUGGGUUAUAAUGAGUUAGGUUUUUAUACAGUGCCUUUCAUCAAAUGUCAUUGGAACAUACAGGACAGUCAAGUAGAGGGAAUCUACAGCGUUCUUCACAAUGAAGAAAAAACAUGUAGCAGGAAGGUAAUGGGAGAGAACUCCCAGGAUCCAAUCAGAAUCAGUUCUACAACGCCGGGUUGGAGUCGAUAAGUUUCCGGAAGACCGAACACUUCUAGAACUCUGUAUGGAAAAGCAAAUAAUAGCUGUAUGAAUGGAUAUUUACUACUUUUAACACUUUAAUGUGCUUUUUAUUUUAUUCACUUAUUCCCCAAGAGACAAUUUAAAAAAAAAAUAACAAGCACAGUAUUGGCUUUGUGUAAGUCAAGUGGUUUUACUUCUUUCAUCGCUCAGCUAGUAUCAUAAUGACUAGCAGAAUGAGCAUCAGUACUUGUUAAGGGGGAUGGAAUCAUAGAGAAUGACAUUUAUCAGUUACUGCAGCUAUCAAAACGUUCCAUGUCCCUUAAUCGUAUUUGUUUAAUUCGUUUUUUUAUUAAAACCAUAGGAAUAUGUGCGAUAAUGUGCCAGAUAACAUUUAUACGGUUAAUGGACCCGUUUUCAUAAAUACAGUAGUCAGAUGACUGAACUGCACCUUAAAUUACAAUAUAAUCUUUUAGGAUUUUUUGGAUUACAUUGUCUGUGGACUAUGGACCUCAACCCAGACAGACACAUGGACACAGUACCAGUACCAGUCAGUGGCCUGGAAAACCAUUGGUAUUCUGCAAGAGGACCUGGAUAUGUGUUGGAAAAACAUAUUUAGAUUAUGUCCAGGCAAACUGUUGGUCGUCCCUUUGCUGCCGUAGCAACGCUACAUCCAUGGAGGAGGGCUGGGCGACUAUAGUGUGAAUACCGGUAUGGAUCUGCAUACCGCUAUAUAUUUUUACAAUAACAGAAUUUUGAUACAGUGCUAAAUUAAAUGAAAAGUUCUACAAAUUGGACUAGUUCACUGUCAGUUUUGUCCUGGUUUGGUUGAGUAUAAAACCAUCAGAAUGGAGAAAGCUCAUUUAAAAUCACAAAGAAUUUAUUUGUUGCCAUUCUACGUCAUGCACUAAUCAUAAAACACAUUUAGACAAAAAAUAUAUUUUGGCUGUAACGCCCAGCCUUACCAUGGAGGAACGGUGUUGAGACAGUGUGUGUUAGCCAUCUGGUUUUGACAAGCACACUUCUCCCUCCUUUUACUGGAAAUAGUACUUGAAUACUUUCCCUUUUUGAUGAUCUCUUUUUAAAGGACUGCAAAUACUAUGUUUCUUCAGACCAGAUUGUAGGAUUUGGGUAGUUUGGUUUUUAAGCUUCUGACACAAGGUAGGACUAUAUUAAUCGCUACUUACCUGGGUUUGGAACCGUACAAUAAUAGUUAUUUGUAAGUAAAAACUAAGAGAUGGUCUAUCAGGAAGUGAACAGGAAGAGUAGUUUAAUGGAUUGAGUGAUUCGUAUUGAUUGAUACAGUUUAAUGAAUGCAUGGGGAAAAGCCACUGUGUUGGAGUUGACUAAAGGCCUACUAAAAUACCUUGUGAAAUAAGAUGAUUCAGAGUUUAAAUAAUCAGUAGACACAUGAUAAAUCUAUCAGUAUUAAGAAAUAAUGCAUUUUUAAUGUUUAACAUGUUUUACUAAAUUUCACAUUCCAACUUAAAACACUCACCAAGUGCCUAUGUCAAUCAAGUUAGAUACAAAAGACAAGACAUUUUUUUAAUUUGAUUUAUCUUUUUCUUUUGGCAAGUGGGUUGGCCCUUUGUUAGUAUUAUCCAAAGGACGAACAGAAAUCACUGUAGUACAAAUCCAGAAUGUUGUGGGCUCUCUAACAAUGCAUUCAUGGAUUCACACACAGACACACACACACACACACACAAUAGGAACUGGGCGAAUCCUGGUUUGAAAUCCAAGCCACCCCAAGCCAUCUAGAUAAUGUGACAUCUAGAUACGAUUUACACACAUUUGAAAAAAUUUUUUUUUGCAUAUCUCAAGGCAUGAUUUCUGUCAUAAAAACUCAGUAGGGAUAUUUACUGUCGUAGAUCCCCAGUCCCUUUCAACUGCUUCAGGGCUGUUCCCUAGUCAUUCACAGUGCUUUGGAAAAGAGAGCUUUCUAUCACCAUGGGGACCUUGACCUAUUGCUGUACCUCUUCUUCCUGUAUUCAAACACAUUAAAUAAUAUAUGCAUAUAUUAUACACAUAUGUAUAUUUUGUUUUGCACUGUAAUAAAGCAAACAAAAGUGAAAUUAAUAUAUUAUGGAUUAUUCAUGUGACUUAUGAUUGAAUAGCUGUAACGUAGUUUGUGGACAGUCUUUUUAUCAUACCAAAUUGUAUUAAACUGUUUAAUUAUGAUAUCUUCCAUAAAUGCAACAUAAUUAAAUAAACAGUGCAGGUGCUUGUGUGUUCAGACGCUCUAUCCUCAGCAAUACAAAAAGCCACGAUUUGACAUCGAAGCACAUUCAAAAGUAACAAUGUUUGUAAGCUCUAUCCUAAGAUAUUGUCUGACAGUUUUAUUGGAUAAAACCCUUCAUUCAAACUAUGGAUGUCAGUAUUUAAUGACAGUAGGGAAAAUAUAACAUCUUCAAAAAAAAUAUUUUUUACUUAAUUAUAGAAUUAAAAUGUUAAUUUCCAAUCAAUAUAUUUUCAAAAUAAAUAUGUGUAACAGA